Sclerotinia trifoliorum is the source of this 1076-nucleotide messenger RNA. Lineage: Eukaryota; Fungi; Ascomycota; Leotiomycetes; Helotiales; Sclerotiniaceae. The record is from the annotation of a GenBank genome assembly.
UGAAUUGGGAGAUGAGUGGUAAGCAUGCGCAUGCAUAAAAUUGGAGAAUUAUAAUUCAAAUUAUGCACAAUCUUCAGGGUAUGUAAUAAGGCAUGCUGCUCGAGCAAGUGUUAAUUCAAACUCUCACAAGCAUUCAAACAUCAUCACCUCCAGUAUCUCAAUACGAAAAUCUCUUCAGAAUUACCAAUCAGAACUCAUAAAAUGGUGCUCAAACUCUAUGGUAUGACUCGAGCAACUUGCACUCAGCGAGUACUCACUGUACUCGCUGAGAAAAACAUCGACUACGAGCUCAUCUCUGUGAAUAUCUUACAGGGAGAGCAGAAGCAGCCUUCAUAUCUUGAGAAACACCCUUUCGGGAAGAUCCCCUUACUCGACGAUGAUGGUUUCUUGAUUUAUGAGAGCAGAGCCAUAUGCAAAUAUCUUGCACGAAAGUACGCUGAUAAGGGUACGGAGCUUAUUCCCGCCGACGGAGAUUUAAAAGCCUAUGGGCUACUCGAACAAGUAGGUUUUAUAGUGGAUAUGUGAGUGACCUUUAACAAAGCGAACUAACACCUUACUAGGCUUGCUCAUUGGAACAGUCUUACUUCGAUGUUGGUAGCUUUGGUCUCUGGUUUGAACAUUUCAUCAAGCAGUAAGCUUCUUAUAGUCCGAUUUCAUGCUGGAAAGACGAAUACUGACCAAAGGCAGAGCGAAAGGAUUGGGCGCCCCCAACCCGGAAGCUGUUCAACAACAUCUCCAGGCACUCGAAAAUACUAUCGCUGUAUACGACCAAAUACUCUCGAAGCAAAAGUAUCUCGCAGGAGAUAAACUCACUUUGGCGGAUUUGUACCAUUUGCCACAUGGUACGCAGGCAUUGACAUGGGGCCUACAAGACAUACUUGGAAAGUAUCCUCACGUGAACAGGUGGUGGGAGGGACUUCAAGCUAGAGAAAGCUGGAAAGGAGUAGUUGCAGCCGCUGUAUAAAUUUAUCAUGUGCUUUUGCUGUGGUAUAUGAUUGUCAAAAGCCAGCCAGCCAUUUUAAUGGUUUGAGGUUGCAUGCGUUCAAGUCGUACGAAAUACUAGCACUACCACUGAU